Messenger RNA from Siniperca chuatsi (mandarin fish), 2503 nucleotides. RefSeq names its product protein NLRC3-like. Lineage: Eukaryota; Metazoa; Chordata; Actinopteri; Centrarchiformes; Sinipercidae. The record is from RefSeq and is a predicted model, not a curated record. The coding region runs from base 20 to 2503 and encodes 827 amino acids. The transcript is spliced from 6 exons.
ACUGACUGAAGUCCAGAAGAUGAGUGUUUGUGUGGAGGAAGAGGAGGACAGAGCAGAGUCUCCAGGAUCCAGCUGUCUGUCUAUGAAGAGGGGCCGGUCCAAAGCGGAUCCUCCAGGCUUCAGUGAUGAACCUGGACCCUCAGACACAAAACUGACUGAAGUCCAGAAGAUGAGUGUUUGUGUGGAGGAAGAGGAGGACAGAGCAGAGUCUCCAGGAUCCAGCUGUCUGUCUAUGAAGAGUGACCAGUCCAAAGGUCUUUCUCUAGACUUCAGUAAUGAACCUGGACCUUCAGACACAAAAGUUGAGUCCAACAGACAGAGAGCAGAGUCUCCAGGAUCCAGCUGUCUGUCUCUGAAGAGUGACUGGUCCAAAGGUUUUCCUCCAGACUUCAGUAAUGAGCCUGGACCUUCCGUCACAAAAGAGAGGAAGAGGAGUCAUGUUUCUGUGGAGGAGCAGCCGUCCUGCUGUGCUUUGUGUCAGGACGUCCUGAAGGAUCCAGUCUCUACCAGCUGUGGACACUGGUUCUGCAGACACUGCAUCACCUCAUACUGGGACCAGUCUGCUUCAUCAGGAGACUCCUCCUGUCCCCAGUGUGGAGAAAGAUCCAGAACAAGACCUGGACUACAGACUAGCACUGUACAAAUGAGUGGUGGUCUGCAGGAGGUUUUAGAUGAACAUAAGAUCAGUCUGAGGAGAAGAUGUGAACGUGUGACUGAAGGAAGUGAUGAAACAGGAAGUGGAACCCUCCUCAACAGGAUCUACACUGAGCUCUACAUCACAGAGGGACAGCGUGAAGAGGUUAAUACCCAACAUGAGGUGAGGCAGCUUGAGACAGCUUCCAAGAUGGAGACCCUCCAUGACACUCCAAUCAAGUGCCACGACAUCUUUAAAGCCUUACCCGGCCAACGGGGACACAUCAGAGUCGUUCUGACAAACGGCGUCGCUGGCGUUGGAAAAACCUUCUCGGUGCAGAAGUUCACUCUGGACUGGGCAGAGGGCUUGGAAAACCAAGACGUCAGUCUGCUGAUUCUGCUUUCGUUCAGGGAGCUGAACUUGAUCAGAGAUGAGCGGUACAGUCUUCUCCAGCUGCUCCAUGUUUUCCAUCCAACAUUACAGAAGGUCACAGCAGAGAAGCUCGCUGUCUGUAAACUUCUGUUCAUCUUUGACGGCCUGGAUGAAAGCAGACUUUCACUGGAUUUCCACAACAAUGAGGUCGUGUCUGAUGUCACACAGAAGUCAUCAGUCAACGUGCUGCUGACAAACCUCAUCGAGGGGAAUCUGCUUCCCUCGGCUCUCGUCUGGAUCACUUCCCGACCUGCAGCAGCCAAUCAGAUCCCUCCUUCAUGUGUUGACAGGGUAACAGAAGUACGAGGCUUCACUGACGCCCAGAAGGAGGAGUACUUCAGGAGGAGAGUCAGUGAUGAAGAGCUGUCCAGCAGAAUCAUCUCCCACAUCAAGACAUCCAGGAGCCUCCACAUCAUGUGUCUGAUCCCAGUCUUCUGCUGGAUCACUGCUACAGUUCUGGAGCACAUGUUGACUACAGACCAGAGAGGAGAGCUGCCCAAGACCCUGACUGACCUGUACUCACACUUCCUGCUGGUUCAGACAAAGAGGAAGAAGCAGAAGUAUGAUGAGGGUCAUGAGACGAGUCCACAGGAGCUGACGAAGGCUGAUAGGAAGGUUCUUCUGAAGCUCGGGAGGCUGGCGUUUGAACAGCUGGAGGAAGGAAACAUCAUGUUCUACCAAGAAGACCUGGAGCAAUGUGGUCUGGAUGUCUCAGAGGCCUCGGUGUACUCAGGAGUCUGUACAGAGAUCUUCAAAAGAGAGAGUGUGAUCUUCCAGAAAACAGUCUACUGCUUUGUUCAUCUGAGCGUUCAGGAGUUUCUGGCUGCCGUCUACAUGUUCCACUGUUACACCGACAGGAAGACAAAGGUACUGAAGACAUUUCUGGAAGAUGAUGAUGACGACAGGGACUCAAACCCAAAGUCUUUUCUCAAAAAGAUUUUUAAGACUUUUGGAAACAACGAUAGCCCAUCCCUGGCUGUCUUCCUAAGGAGAGCCAUGGCGAAAUCUCUCCAAAGUGAAAAUGGCCACCUGGAUCUGUUUGUUCGCUUCCUUCAUGGCCUCUCUCUGGAGUCCAAUCAGAGUCUCUUAGGAGGCCUGCUGGGUCGGACAAAGAACAGUCCAGAAAUCAUCCAGAGAGCCAUCAACAAACUGAAGGAGAUGAACAGUGAUGAGAUCUCUCCUGACAGAAGCAUCAACAUCUUCCACUGUCUGAUGGAGAUGAACGACCACUCAGUACAUCAGGAGAUCCAAGAGUUCCUGAAGUCAGAGAACAGAUCAGAGAAGGAACUCUCUGAGAUCCACUGCUCAGCUCUGGCCUACAUGCUGCAGAUGUCAGAGGAGGUUCUGGAUAAGUUGGACCUGAAGAAGUACAACACAUCAGCGGAGGGACGACGGAGACUGAUUCCAGCUGUGAGGAACUGCAGAAAGGCUGUGUAA